AUGGGCACUCACAAGCUCAUCUCUACCUACCUUGCACAACACCCAGAUCACUCGGCCAAACAAGCUAUGAAACACCUCUUUCCUCUACCCAACCCACUCAAAAGACUGGCAAAGAGGUUCAAAGUGAAGCAUUCGGUGAUCAACGGUAUGACGGAAAAAGAGCUGCGGCAUUGGACGGCCAGGGAGACGGAAUUGAAAAGGAAAGCUGGAUGGAAGGUUGCCGGGGAAGAGGAUGGAGUGGAGUGUUCGGAUUUGUUCUGGAAGAUGUACCUGUCCCUCAUGCCCACCAUGGAGCGUGACCCUCUUUCCGGUCUGGUCCCUCCUGAUUUGCUCGGUUCUACUACCACCAUGCCGUUGAGCAUCAUUUCGCUUAUCCCUGAUAUCAUACAACACUAUAGAGACGUCAUUGUGAGAGCAGAAAAAGAGGUGUUCUUAGUGACGAAUUAUUGGCAACCCUCAGCCUCGGUCAGUACCGUUACACAAGCAUUAAAAGAUCUUUCCGCCAAAGUGAUCAAAUCGGGUAGAGAAAAGGUGGUGGUCAAAAUCAUGUACGAUCGUGGAUCAUGGGAACAAUUAUGGAACGCACAUGCUCCUGUUUUGCCAAAAGAAUGGGCCCCAUUGAAUCUCCCCACAGAAGAAGAUAUCCCUGGUUUAGAUAUGGAAGUGGUGGUGAUCCUUCUCGGGACUUUUCACGCCAAAUUCCUCAUAGUCGACCGUAAAGUCGCCUUGAUCAAUUCAAACAAUAUCCAAGAUCGACCAAAUCUCGAACUCAUGACUCAUCUCGAAGGACCUAUAGUCGAUUCAUUCUACGAAAUCGCCUUACAUUCAUGGUACAAUCGUCUGACUCCCAUGUUACCUUGUAUUUCCUCACCAUAUCAACCUCCACUAGAUUCGUCAGGUAAAAUACGUUACUUGUUCCAAGAUCGUAAUCCUUAUUUUGACGAUAUCGAAGUUUUAAAAGCUGCCAAAGCAGCAAGGAUACUUCUUCGUCGUCAAACCAAAGAUAUGGAUGAAGAAGCUGCUAGACAUCAUGGAGAACAUGGUCAAACGGAAAGAUUGAUAGAAGCUGUUAAGAAAGUCGUUGAACAACAAAGAGCUAAUUUUGCCGAAUGGCAUCCUGCGGAUGAUUUCGAAGCUAGAAGACAACAAUUAAGAGAGUUUACAAAAGGUUUAGGAUUACAAAGUAGAGUUGGGAGUAGGUCUAAUAGUCGUGGACCUAGUAGAAGGGGGAGUGCGAAUGAGAGGAUUUUAAGGACUUUCAGAGAAGAAACUCGUAACGCACUCCUUCAUGCCGACCCAUCAGAAGCUCCUUCCACUCCUACGGCAGUUUCCGAAAACCUACCCAAAACCAUCAAUCCAGAUACGCAAAUAUGGGGAAAUUCAGGUCGUUCAUCCCCCUCACAUUCAGAUCAUCCAUUUAUAGAUACACCACUUCGUAGUCCAGGCGAUGGACCUAGGGUGUCAUUCGAAACUCGACCAAUGAUCACGGGUAGAUUAUUAGAUGGAAAUUUGGUUGAAUCCCCAACGACUUCCACUGAACAUUUACCUCGAAACUAUUCAUUCGGUCCAAAGUCAAGAGGUGUAAGUCCAUCACGGAAUGCUCCUGUAUCUUUGGGAGAACCAAUCAUCUUUCCUCCAGGCCCUAAACUAUCGGAGAAAGAUAAAGACGUUAUCAUCACUGAGAAAAACGCGACAGAGCGUGAAGGGGGAAAUGACCUCACGACAGCCGAACCAAUGGAUACUUCGGAAAAAGGGAAAUUAGGGUAUGACAUGAAGAAAGGUUUGGAUCCACCGUGGAACGAGGAAUCCAAGCAUUUGGGAGAAACGAUAGAUGUACAAUUGGAAGAUGCUCCCAAGAUGGAAAGACAUGAAACGGAAUUACCUGAAGGUGCUGGAAGUAGAAGGAUGUUUCAUCUUUCUAAAAAGUUUAACGCCGGCGCAUUGUCAGAAGCUUGGGCUACGGUAGAAGAUUCAGACGAAUUGGAUAAUUUCAGACCGCAUAUAGUUCAUAAACCUCAUGACCCAUUUCCUAUAGCUAUGUGUUGUCGUAAACCACACGGAUUUCCCGGACAUCAUGAUAUUCGUAAUCCACAAAAUGCCGCUUGGUUAGCUGGUAUGCGUUAUGCACAAAAACGUAUUUUCAUUCAAUCUCCAACAUUGAACGCUAGACCUAUAGUCCGCGGUGUGAAACAAGCAUGUAGGAGGGGUGUGAUGGUUGAACUUCUUCUUGAUCUCGGCUUCAAUGAUAAAGGCGAAUCCAUACCUUUUCAAGGAGGUACAAACGAAGAAGUAGUAGAUCGUUUAUACAAGACUUUGAAGAAAGAAGGUAAAGAACAAUUCCUCAAAGUUUAUUGGUACACGGGUAAAGAUCAAGUAAGACCAUUGAACGCAGUGAAGAAACAAAGGAAUUGUCAUAUCAAAUUUGCAGCGUACGAUGAUCAGGUUUUGAUACUUGGUAAUGGGAAUCAAGAUAGUCAAAGUUGGUUUCAUAGUCAAGAGAUUAACGUCAUGAUUGAUUCGAAGCAAAUCGUUUCGGAAAUGAUGGAUCAACUCCUCUCUAAUCAAAACACUAUGCAAUAUGGUUUAGUGGAUACAGAUGGAGUUUGGAGGGAUAAAGAAGGGAAAACGUUGGUGGAUUACGGAGCGACAGGAAAAGGGACUUUUAGAGGUUUAUCAGCUUUUAUAACGUUUGCUAAAUCCAUCUAA
Molecule: messenger RNA, 2706 nt
Organism: Tremella mesenterica DSM 1558
Lineage: Eukaryota; Fungi; Basidiomycota; Tremellomycetes; Tremellales; Tremellaceae
Exons: 12
Coding region: 1-2706 (901 amino acids)
Molecular function (GO): catalytic activity
Source: RefSeq, a predicted model, not a curated record